This is a messenger RNA of Anas platyrhynchos (mallard), 1367 nucleotides long. RefSeq names its product MORN repeat containing 4 (gene MORN4). Gene Ontology annotation, biological process: response to axon injury. Gene Ontology annotation, cellular component: cell projection. The record is from RefSeq and is a predicted model, not a curated record. Lineage: Eukaryota; Metazoa; Chordata; Aves; Anseriformes; Anatidae.
GGAGGGGGUGGGCCCGCCGCCGCCCCUCGGCGGGACCCCGGGGGGGCGCGGAGCGGAGCGGGAGGAGGAGGAGGCGGCCAUGACGCUCACCAAGGGGUCCUUCACGUACUCCAGCGGGGAGGAGUACCGCGGGGAGUGGAAGGAAGGACGCCGGCACGGCACGGGCCAGCUGACGUUUGCCGACGGCAGCGCCUACGUGGGGCACUUUGAGAACGGGCUGUUCCACGGCUGCGGCGUGCUCAGCUUCGCCGACGGCUCCAGGUACGAGGGGGAGUUCGUGCAGGGCAAGUUCUGCGGUGUCGGCGUCUUCACCCGCUACGACAACAUGACCUUCGAGGGCGAGUUCAAAGGCGGGCGCGUGGAUGGCUUCGGGCUGCUGACGUUCCCUGACGGCUCUCACGGGGUGCCCCGCAACGAGGGCUUCUUCGAGAACAACAAGCUGCUGCGGCGGGAGAAGUGCCAGGCGGUGAUCCAGAGGGCGCAGAGCGCCUCCAAGUCUGCCCACAACCUCACGGCGUGACGGUGCCCUGGCCCCGUGGGGCGGCAGGACCACGGCGCUGCCAGCCACCCCCCCGGCAGGGCCAGGGGUCCCCCUGCCACGCCGGGCAGGCCCCCGUGCCAAAACCCUGCUGGUGGGAGCACGGACCCCGCUGCCCCCCACCCAAGUGCCCCAGGGCGGCUCUGAGGCCGCCGUGGUGCCUUCUCCCUCUGCCCACUGCCCUGCUUCUCCCCACAGGCCCCACUCUGCCCCCGGCUCCACCAGAGCAGGGCUGGGGGUGGCAUGGUCGGGGCUGCCACCGUGCCACGGGGAGCAGGGCGGGUGGCUAGGGGCCGGGGCUGGCUCCUGGCCCCAUUGCCUAGGGUGCCUAUGGGGCGGGCAGCGGGCUGCAGCACGUGCCAGCGCCUGGCCUGCUUUUCCAGCCCUGGUCCCCAGGCAGGGUGGCACCCCGGGGCCUGUGCCCUCGGCGCUGGGUGACACGGUGCCCCCGAGGGGCUCAGCCUGCCCAGUGCCUGGGGGACAUCCCCGCCAAAGGGGAGCUGGGUGAGGACGGCGGCGAGGGCAAGCGAGAAGCUGGGCAAGGGGCUAGGGCAGGGCUGCAGGGGGGGCUCUGGGCAGGGUGGGCAGGGAUAGGGGCAUGGCAGGGGUGCAGGCAGGGUGUGCACAGCUCCUCACCUGUCCCCACGGGUGCCUGCCUUCACCCUUGGCACGCUCAGGCUCGCGGGGCAUGGGGUCCUGGCAUCCCUCCCUGCCCGGCCGAGCCCCCCCUGCCACUCUGUGCCCCCACCAGCCCUGUGCCUUGCUGCGCCCCUGCCUUGUGCCGCCGCCUGCACGGGCCUCAGCAGAGUAAACCACGUUGCCAAACGCC